Molecule: messenger RNA, 1935 nt
Organism: Lodderomyces parapsilosis
Lineage: Eukaryota; Fungi; Ascomycota; Pichiomycetes; Serinales; Debaryomycetaceae
Product: Zn(2+) transporter
Exons: 1
Coding region: 1-1935 (644 amino acids)
Source: RefSeq, a predicted model, not a curated record
AUGAGUCGCAAACAUGAAGUCGAAGAAGUAUAUAGUGUAGCCUCAGAGGAGGAUAUAUACGCACAUCCUCAAGAAAUUCCCACGAUAAUUGAAUCAAACCAGUCAGAACUGAGUAUAGAAACGCAAACGAACGAUGGUGUGCGACAAGAUAACCAUCAGGACAAAGCAAAGGAUUUGAGCUUUUUGGCUAGUGCAAACUUUUCAACUGACUCGAUAAAUGAUAGUCCGCAAGACCAUACGUUUCAAUUUGGCAAUACUCAAAUGAGUCCGUCGCCAAGACGGUAUUCCAAUUCGUCGUUAAGCAAAUCACCAAGACUAUCUUAUCCCAGCCAACAACAAUCUAAAUCAAGACCGCUAUCAGCAUUUCUUUUGGACUCGGGAAACUCUAUUUCAGAGGAUGGGAACUUGCUCCCUUUUGAGAACUCACCAAGAUCAAGAGACUCUUUUUCCUUCGGUUUGAAUUCAAACUAUAGUCCUAGCUUUCAGGAUCGAGGUUUCCAAUCUCAAUCAAAUUAUACGCUAAACACUCACCCGCCUUCACCAACGAGGUCAACUUCUCCUGUUAGAAACAAUAGACAUUACAGGUCGAAAUCACCGGUAAGAAGAUCCACCUCACCCAAGAAACUGAACCCUUUCAAUUUUCAACCUCAGGAGGUUAUGCUAAGCAACAAUGGACCAAGUCAAUCAUUGCAAGUGAAACCAGCCCAUAGAAAAGGUCACAAAUACAAACACUCUUCAGUGUCAAUGAACUUAUUUCAAGAACCACCUCCAAUGAGUGCCAAUGAACAGCAGUUGAAAGCAAUUCCCGAUCUGUAUCCAGUCCCAAACUAUAAAGAAGCACUUUCCUCUGUAACAAAGCAACAAAAGUCGAAGCUCGUGUGGGCUUUGGGUCACUUUAGUUUAUCAAUAGUCAUUUUCGUCAUUGGGUUUAGAUAUGGCUUUGGAUCGCUUGCAACAUUAGCUCAUUUAGUAUUUUAUGAUUCAUUAGGGUCCUUGUUUAUUGUAUUGGUUGAUAUUAUGUCCAAUUUCGAAGUUUGGAAUAGCUCUUCAAUAGCGUACCCCUUUGGGUUGGAGCGUAUUGAGGUGUUAGUUGGGUUUGCAUUGAGUGCCUCCCUCUUGAUGCUCAGUUUUGACUUGUUCAGCCAUUUCUUUGAAGAAUUCAUCUUGUCGUUGAUGUCUGAUGAUGACCACCUGGAUCACGAACACUUGUCUCAUCGAGUUCAUGAUGGGCAUGGAAAUGCAUCCACAAAUUUGUUGCCUUAUGAAAUGGUGUUGAUAAUAUCGUUAGCAGUGUCAUUGGUGUCUUCUCAUUUCAUUCUUGCCUAUGAUCGAAUCAAUGAAAUGAUGACCAGUGGGGAAAGUACGCAUACAAAGAACCAUGAUACCACGAUCUUUGUCCAUGCACCAGCCUUCACAUUGCGCCAGAGAUUUUUGAGAAUUUUGGAGACUUGGAGAAAUUACCCUACGCAUAUGAUCACUGUAACUUAUGCGUCAUUUCUUAUCGUUCUUCCAUUGAUUCCAGAGACGUUUGUUAAGGAAUUGGCUUAUGACAUCAAUAAAUGUGCUACAAUUCUAGUAGCUUGUUUGUUGUUUUACAAUGGGUGGAUUCUAGUCAAGUUGUUGGGAGGAAUUUUGCUUUGUUCAUUUCCGCACUCAAACUACGAAUAUACUGUGUUAAAGUCUAAAAUAAAGCAAGGCGUGCUAUCAUUGGACUGUUUCAAAGAAGGGUUUUCAAUAGACAAGUUAUUCAUUACAAAAUUCAACUACCAAUUGUAUGUCAUUGGGGUUUCGAUCAACAUGAAGGGGGCUGAUUCUGACGAAGAAGUUAGAAUGAGGUUUGAAGUUAAUAGGAUCAUUCGUAACGAAAUGCAGUUAUUGGAAGACUGUGGGAGAGUAAACACAUUGGAAGUCACCAUUGAUAUUAAUAGAUUUUGA